AUGCCCGCCGCGCCGUACACUUCCGCGACCUCGCUGCUGCUGGGCAGCGGCAGGCUCCCGCGGUUGCAGUUCCAGUCCCUCCGCGCCCCCGCCAAGCCCCCCUUCCACCGCGCGGCAUCGUCCCCGUCCACACCGCUCUCCCGAUGCCGCGCCAGCGCGAGCCCCCGCCCUCUGGCCCCCGUCUCCGCCUCCGCCCUCGCGCUGCCCGUGUCGAUGACGGUUGCUCCCCCACCGCAGGUGGAGGAUGAUGGCUGGGUGGGAGGGGCGGCCGCAGCCGUGAGGAGAGUAGCUGUGGCGGUGGCGUGCGGGGCGCUCGCGGCGGCGUGGUGCCGCCGGGCGAUGGCUGUGGGGGCGGGGUCCGGGGCGCCGGGGGCGGUGGAGGCUGCCGCGGGGAUUGGAGGGAUGGCGCUGCGCGGGGGCUGGCCCAGGGUGCUGCAGGUUCUGCAGCUGCUCAGGGAGCAGGGACUGGUUCUGGCCGUGCUGCUCGGCCUCUCUGCCUUCUUCUCCAUGGCAGAAACUUCUAUCACGACGCUUUGGCCUUGGAAGGUUCGUGAACUAGCUGAGAAGGAACCUGAGAAUGGUGUUUUCAAAAUGCUCCGAAAUGACGUCACUCGUUUCCUGACAACUAUUCUCAUUGGCACAACUGUAGUCAACAUUGGCGCAACAGCAAUUGUUACCGAGGCAGCAACAGCAAUGUUUGGUGAAGCAGGUGUUAGUGCAGCAACAGGUGUCAUGACAGUUGCCAUCUUACUUCUUACAGAAAUCACUCCCAAAAGUGUUGCAGUCCAUAAUGCCACUGAGGUCGCUAGGUUUGUGGUAAGACCGGUCGCAUGGCUUUCGCUGAUCCUCUAUCCAGUUGGGCGGAUUGUUACUUUUCUGUCUAUGGGAAUGCUAAAGAUUCUAGGCCUGAAAGGGAGAAGUGAACCAUAUGUUACUGAAGAUGAACUGAAGUUAAUGUUACGAGGAGCAGAGUUGAGUGGUGCAAUUGCAGAAGAUGAACAGGAUAUGAUCGAGAAUGUCCUGGAAAUUAAAGAUACACAGGUGAGGGAAGUAAUGACGCCUUUGGUGGACGUAGUUGCAAUUGAUGCUAUUGCAACACUUAUUGAUUUCAAAAAGUUGUGGGAAACUCAUCAGUACUCUAGAGUUCCUGUAUUUGAGGAGCGCAUAGAUAAUAUUGUUGGAAUUGCAUAUGCAAUGGACAUGCUUGAAUAUGUUGAAGAGGUUGAGAAGUUGAGUGAAAUCACUGUUAAGAAAAUCGCACAUAUGCCUACAUACUUUGUUCCAGAUUCAAUGUCUGUUUGGAACCUAUUAAGAGAGUUCCGGAUCAGGCAGGUUCAUAUGGCAGUGGUCCUCAAUGAAUAUGGUGGAACUAUUGGUAUUGUAACACUAGAAGAUGUAGUGGAAGAAAUAGUUGGUGAAAUCUUUGACGAGAAUGAUUCCAAGGAGGAAAUUCAGAAGAAAACAGGCUAUAUAGUAAGGCGGGGAGAUGGAACAUUUGAUGUUGACGCAAAUACAUCGAUAGAUCACCUAUCUGAAGAGCUUGGUAUCAAAAUACCAGAGGGGCAUCCGUAUGAGACGGUGUCAGGUUUUGUCUGUGCAUCUUUUGGCUAUAUUCCAGAAGAAGGUGGGAAAAUGCUUGUGAUUCUUGAAAAGGAUUACAGAGAAGAAAACGGUGAAUAUCAGGAGGAAGGUUCUGAUCGCCAAGAUGAUAGAGAAAAAACUCAAGCUUAUGAACUUGAGAUAGUGGAAGCUAAUGCAAGGAAGGUGGGCAAAGUCCUAUUUAAGCCAAUAAGCAGUGAAUGUGUUGGUGUUGACAACAAGGGUGUGAACCGCCUGAUCUCCAAGAAGAUCGUCAAACGGAAGAAGAAGGGCUCUGAUGAUUCCUCCGGUGAUGAGUAUCCAGAUAUAACAGAGAAUGGCUGCCCUGCAGAGGUACUCUCGUACUCGGAUGAUAACAGUGCUUUGUUGGAAGAUGCAAGCAGUUCUAGUGCCAAGAGGUGA
Molecule: messenger RNA, 2001 nt
Organism: Miscanthus lutarioriparius
Lineage: Eukaryota; Viridiplantae; Streptophyta; Magnoliopsida; Poales; Poaceae
Source: the annotation of a GenBank genome assembly